AUGCCCAAGAGGAGAGCAGAACACAAAGUGGCGAAGGCCAUCAUUCAGAUCGAGAAGCUGAGAUCGGAAAAGAAUGAGCUGACGACUCAAGACCGCGAGUUGAUUCAAUCCCUUGAACGAGGAGUGUAUCGCCGACAGACCUGGGUCGUAGCCUUGUCUCUCCUCACCCUUGCGCUCGGAAUCUUGAUCAACGAAGUCUGCGUCUCUCCCGACUAUGUCACGCAAUUUCCAAGCGAAGCUGAGCUAGAAGCUCUCGCACGAGGAGCGUCGAACUCAGCAUACGCGCGCUCUUGCGAUUGGAAGUACGGGAAUAUUCUCAAGUCGUUGUGCUCAUUAUCAGUGAUCUGCCUGCUGGUUGCAAUCUUGAUUCGGUUCAAGCAGGAGAUACAGUUGAAGCAGACAAAGAAACGUUUGCAGGAAAAGAACAUCUUCCACAUGUUUGGAUCUCAUGCCAGGGAACACCUCAUAAAGAUAACAAAGCGAGAGCUCUUCUGGCUAGUUGCUGAGCUUGGCAUUUGCAUGAUUCACCCCUUUCCUUUCUACAAGAAUGAUUAUGAAUGGAACGUGCUUGGACGGCCUCUUUUCUACCGGUUUGAGUCCAUCAUGUGUGCUCUCAUGCUCGUUCGCUUGUUUCAUCUGUGGAGUUGGAUCCUUGCGAGCUUGUACCUUCUCUUCUUCAACCUUGAGUCUUCCUACCGCACUCAAGACUUCGAGCUCAUAAAGUCCGUGCAGCAGCUCAGCCAAGACCGAGGAACAAGCUAUCGCAUGCUCUCCUUCAAGAUCGCCAUGUCUAAGAGCCCCCCAGCAGUGAUUGCAGUUUGUACCAUCAUGGUGCUGAUGCCCUGCUCGUACCUCUUCCGUCUCUCCGAAGGCCCGGCCUACGUCGAUCACAGCAGGUACUUCUGGGAUCAGGUCUGGAACGUCCUCACCCAGGCCACGACGGGCUACGGCAUGACCUCCCCCGCCACUCACAUCGGCAGGAUGGCUUGCUUCGUGUGCAUCGCGUGGACCCCCAUCGUCAUUGCGCUCACGACGGCGUCGACGACGAGCUCACUGAAGCUUUCAGGGGACGAGGAUAAGCUGAUCAAGCGCAUGAAUCUGAAUCAGCUUCACCUCAAGCUGAUGGAGGCGGCAGCCUCAGUCAUCCAGCAAUGGUGGAGGUGGAGGGGCAGCUGGCUGAUGCCGUCGGAGCUGCUGGAGAAGCAUCGGCUCGACACCAUGACAGGUUUCUACAAGGCUCUGCAUGACUUCAACAGGUUCAAGAUCUCCAACGGCUUCACCCACCUGCUGCCUCAGCUGCAAAAAGCUCCCGCAAAGCUUCGCAGAGGAAGCGGCUCCUUCUCCUUCGCCUCAACUCCCAGGAUCGAGGCGAUGCCGCGACCCGACUUGAAUCGGCCACUCCUGCCUCCCCGAACUCGCGAUGGAUGUGAAGCCGAGCAAGAAGCGCGCGCAGGGCUAAACUUAACCCCUAACCCUAAACCUCUGCAGAUCCCCUCGCUAAGGCUUCCCGAUCGCAACCUUUCUAGUUCGCAACCUUGUAACGAGAUCAUCGAGAUGCUUGCGGAUAUCACGGGGGAGAUCCGGCAUUUGAGCGAGAGGAUCGCCAGCCUUGAGGAGGAGAAGACUUCUUUUGAUGUGAGUCGUGAAGCGAAAGCAGGACAGAUCUUGACCUGCUUCAAGGUACACGCGGAUGUGAUGGAGGCGAUGGCAGAGCUCAGACAUGAGAUCCGACAGCUGAGAUCAACCAGGGCUGACGAGCAUGGAAGAAACGCGCGAAGUCGCUCGCAACCGAUGAUGCCAGCAAGCAAUGACAGGGAAGACAUGGGCAGGGAGAAGGCGAGAACGCGAGAGGAUCUCUUGGAGACGAUCUCCAUCUACUCCAACGGAAGCCUUCAGGCUCCUCCUCGAAGCCCAGGAGGGGUCUCAUGCCUGGUCUCUCAUGCCAGCGGUGACUUGGAGCAGCUCCCACCUCUUUUCCAGCAGCCGAGGGCCUCCCAUCCUCAAGUCACUCCGAGGAGCAAGAUGCGAAGGAUCCUUGACAAGGCUCGCCUUGCUCUCCUUCCUUCUCCCCGCCUCGCUGCCGACAUCUGCAUCUCCUCGCCACACGGCCACCUCAUGUCUCUACCAGAAGCUCGAGAGAUGUCGGCCACCCCCAGCAAGGACACAGCUAGCUCCCAUAGGUUGUCCCGUGAGCUCGCUUAA
Molecule: messenger RNA, 2202 nt
Organism: Guillardia theta CCMP2712
Lineage: Eukaryota; Cryptophyceae; Pyrenomonadales; Geminigeraceae
Exons: 8
Coding region: 1-2202 (733 amino acids)
Biological process (GO): potassium ion transport
Cellular component (GO): plasma membrane
Molecular function (GO): small conductance calcium-activated potassium channel activity; calmodulin binding
Source: RefSeq, a predicted model, not a curated record